Molecule: messenger RNA, 13029 nt
Organism: Penicillium concentricum
Lineage: Eukaryota; Fungi; Ascomycota; Eurotiomycetes; Eurotiales; Aspergillaceae
Exons: 4
Coding region: 1-13029 (4342 amino acids)
Biological process (GO): microtubule-based movement
Cellular component (GO): dynein complex
Molecular function (GO): dynein intermediate chain binding; ATP binding; ATP hydrolysis activity
Source: RefSeq, a predicted model, not a curated record
AUGGAGGUCGCCUCAUCAGGCGUGCCAAAUGGCGUCUCAACACCAGAGACCGCAGCUAUUGUUGAUUCCGGUGCGGUCAUUCAGUACUUGACCGAAGUGCUCCAGGUGACACUGGGAGCCCAGAGAUCCGAGCUGGAAAGCGCUGGGAGCUUGCUUUCGGAAUCAAAAUACAAUGAAACACUGCAGCGGUGUACGCGAUUUGCCUCGGAAGCGCAAGUCGCUCUCUAUGUGCAAAAGGACAUUGUGACAGCGGAGGAAACCAACGGCGAAGCGGAGGACCAAGACAUUGGAAGAUAUGAUGCUAAUGAUGCCGGUGAAGAAACAGCGGUACAAUAUGUCUACAACCUUUCCUCCGAUAUUUCGUCCGCUCCUACAACUGUGUCUUCGGUGGCUAUCAUCAAACGACCUGCUCCAAUCGACAUGAGCCUUCCAAUAGCGUCGCAGGUCCAAGUCAUGAAUCUUCCCGGUCCCGCUUCUCUCAGCAAUAGCUCCGGUCAGCAGGGGAAUUCAAUGUCGCCCUACCAGAUCCUACACUUGAUGAUACACCAUGGUCUCAGCCCUUACUUCGAAUCCUACACUCGCAGCCAGGAGACGGCCGUCGGCACAAAAUCAAAAACGGAUACGGAGGCAAAGACUGGUAUCCCGGGAACCAAGAAGAGAUUCGCAGACUUGGAGCGGGGGUUGAUAAACCUCCAGGAGAAUGCGGAGAUUCCAGCUUUAAACUUGCCUCUUCACGAAGUGGUACAGGCCGCUCUGCAGGAUGCCGAAGCACGUGGUAUCAAAGCAUCGGUUGAGUUGAUUCCAUCGACGGUACUGGAGAGCAGCGCUUUCACAAAUAGCAUUCAGAACGUCGUGAACGGCUGGAUUAGGUCCAUCCAGACGAUCACCAAGAUGUCCCGCGACCCGGACAGUGAGUCUGCCUCUCCUGAGGUAAACUUCUGGCUAUCCCUGGAGGCUGCACUGGAGGGAAUCGAGGCCCAGCUUCUAAGCGAGGGUGUUCGCUUGACUAUGGACAUUCUCCGCCAUGCAAAACGAUAUCAGCCGACUCUCAGUUUCGUGGCGGACACUGGAUUGAAAGAGGCUACCGAUUUGGUCCAGAAGUACAACCAGUUGAUGCGAGACUUCCCUCUCGAUGAGCUCCUCUCCGCGACUUCUCUGCAAAAGGUCCAGGAAUCACUGAACUUGAUUUUCACUCACCUGAAUAAGAAGUUGAAGAUUUGCCCCUACCCCAUCAAGCGGGCACUUUCACUCGUCGAAGCCAUCUCGGGUGAUCUCGAUAAGAAGAUCCAUGAGCUUAUAACUGGACGUACAAUCUUGCAUCUGGAUUACCGUGAGUUCCGGUCUUUGAUGAAGACCACACAAGCCAUCUGGCGUACUUGGGACGAGAACUUGAAGGAAUUCACAAACGUUGCGCGUGAAUCAACACGGCGUCGUAACGAAAAAUUCAUUCCGAUCAAAAUCAAUGCGAGACACGACAAAACCCGCGAGCGGGUGCAGUACGUCGAUACCUUCAGGAUCAACCAUGAACAGCUCCAGAAAACCAUUAUCAAUGUCCUGGGACCCAACAGCUCUUCAUCUAACGGGAAUGGAGCUGGAGUUGAUGCCGAUGGUGCCGUGAUAGUCGAGGAGAUUGGCGAUGUUGAUGCAGUGGAGGAAGUUGCGCACGCCUACGCUUCUCUCAAGAACGUGGACGUGUUGGAUGUUUCACCAGAGGGAUCUCUUAUCUGGGAGCAGUCCGAAAUUGCUUACAGUGAGCGUACUUCCCGUGUUGAGAACUCUAUCAUUGCUCGUCUACGUGACCGUCUGGCUACUGCCAGGAAUGCCAACGAGAUGUUCCGCGUGUUCUCGAAGUUCAACGCUCUUCUCGUUCGUCCUAAGAUCCGUGGUGCAAUUGGCGAGUACCAAACGCAACUUAUUGAUAAUGUCAAGCGAGAUAUCAGUGCUUUGCAUGAGCGCUUCAAGCAACAGUACGGUAAUUCGGAAGCUCACGCUAUGGCCCAACUACGGGACCUGCCACCCGUGUCCGGCGCCAUUAUCUGGACCCGUCAGAUUGAGCAUCAGCUUAAUGGCUACAUGCGCAAGGUCGAAAACGUCCUUGGCGAGAACUGGCACCUACACGCCGAGGGCCAGAAGUUGCAGAAUGAGGGUAACUUGUUCCGCAAGAAGCUCGACACCCGGCCUGUCUUCGAGUCAUGGCUGUGGGACGUUCAACGGCGCCAUUUUACAAUCGCUGGACGGCUGUUUAAUGUCGUGCGCAACCGAUCAGCAGGAAACGUUUUGGAGCUGGCAGUCAACUUCGAUGCUCAGAUCAUUGCUCUCUUCAAGGAAGUCCGCAAUCUUAUCUGGCUCAACUUCCAGGUUCCUCAUGCUGUCAGUAAUAUCUCGAAGGAGGCGAAGCGUGUUUACCCCUACGCCAUUAGUCUGAUGGAGAGCGUUCGCACCCUGUUGCAGACGAAUCGAGCAAUUGCGUCGAUGACCGGUGUCAAUAUGCUGCUCAACGGCUACAUGAACGACACGCAGAUUAUGGUUGCUAAGGGUAUCCCUCUCCGGUGGGAGUCCUUUGUCCAUUCUUACGAGCUACAUGUCAAGCAGUCAGCAUUGGCAAAUGGUGCCAUCGAGUCAUCUCUGUCUGGUCGUUCCGAAAGCAAGCAUGUUCAAUUUGUCCGCGAGUUUGCUAUUUCGGCAUCCACACUUCAGACGAAAACUACUGUGCUUGACACCAUCAACGAGAACAUUCAGAAAUCCAUCCAUGAACUGAAGACAUGUCCAUACGACGCAUCGGCUUUCAAGCAACGUUUGGACAGCAUCCAAGUUUCUGUUGACAAGCUUAACCUCGAAAACUACGUGAACCUUGGAUACUGGGUUGCUGAGCUUAAUAGAACCAUCGAGGCAAUUCUGCGUGAGCGACUUCUUCGCGCUGUGCGCGAGUGGAUCAUCACCUUCAAAGGCAGCAACCAUGAGGACUCGACUUCUCAUCAUCAGCUUGCAACGGCCGAAACGGAUGCUUUGAAUUACAAGAUCCAGUUCCCUGAACUCUUCCACGAGAUUCUGAUGAGAAAUCAAGUCCUCCACCUGGACCCACCGUUGCAAUUCGCACGCGCAAGCUGGUUCUCCCACUUUGAUUCAUGGCUCGGUGUGAUUUGCAACCUAGAAAAGAUCAAACCCUCCCGUUACCAGAUCUCAAUUGGUGUGCAAAAUGUUCGUCUGUCCGAAGUCUGCUUCUCCGACCUACCGCAAAAUUGCACCGAUGAGCUCAAUCAAGUCUACAAUGUUGUCGAGUCGAGACUGAAGGACGUGACGGAGUAUGUCGAUAAGUGGCUGCAGUUCCAAUCGCUUUGGGAUCUUCGGUCUGAGCAGGUCUACGAGAUCUUGGGAGAUGAUCUGUCUCAAUGGCUACAGCUUCUUCAGGAAAUCAGAAAGAGCCGGGCUACAUUCGAUACUUCCGAAGUCAGCCGCGCCUUCGGAAACAUCAGGAUUGAUUACGAGCAAGUCCAAACCAAGGUGAACGCCAAAUACGACCAGUGGCAGCAUGAGAUUCUCGUAAAGUUCGGUUCCAAGCUUGGUGGCCGUAUGAGAGAGGUUCAUUCUGAGAUUGCUGCUGCCCGCAGGGAUUUGGAAGGCCAAACCCUGGAGGCUUCUUCAACGGCCCAUGCCGUAUCUUUCAUUACCAUUGUCCAGCAGUGCAAGCGCAAGACUCGAGUCUGGGAGCCCGAGGUUGAUCUCUUCCGUCAAGGUCAAACCACACUCGCCCGCCAACGUUACCAGUUCCCGUAUGACUGGCUUCACGUUGAGAAUGUUGAUGGUGAAUGGGCAGCCCUAAACGAACUGCUUAGCCGCAAGAGCAAAAUUGUCAACGAGCAAACUGAAGGCCUACGUGCAAAGAUUAGCGCCGAAGACCACGUCAUUGCCGGCAAGAUCGCUGAAGUUAUUGGCCAAUGGAAUGACGAGAAGCCGGUCUCUGGCACUAUUCCACCCGAGGAAGCAUCUCGUACCCUGAGCUCUUUCCAGUCUCGCCUCGAGUCUCUCCAGUCUGAGUUUGAGAUGUUCCGAGUCAUCACUUCCCCCAUUCUCGAGGAGGUCCAGGACUUCAUGUCUGUCUGGGCUGCUCUAGCGACUAUUUGGAAUAGCCUCAAUGACCUUCGCGAUGGCCUGUGGACUAGCGUGCAACCCAGGAAGCUCCGACAAUCUCUCGACAAUUUGAUCAAAAUGACCAAGGAAAUGCCCAGUCGCAUGAGACAAUAUGCUGCCUUUGAACAUAUUCAGAAUGUCCUUCGGCAGCUGCUGAAGGUCAAUUCCCUUCUGUCUGACAUGAAAUCCGAAGCCGUCAAGGAAAGACACUGGCAUAAGAUUUACAAGAGUCUUAAACCCGACAAGCGUUUCUCUCUUGUCUCUUUGACUCUUGGUGAUGUUUGGGAUUUGCAACUCGCAUCAAGUGAUUCCAUCAUUCGUGCUAUUAUCGCACAGGCACAGGGUGAAAUGGCAUUGGAGGAAUUCCUGAAGUCCGUUCGCGAGACUUGGCAAAACUAUUCUCUGGAUCUGGUACACUACCAGAACAAAUGCCGCCUGAUCAAAGGCUUCGAUGAUCUGUUCGCCAAGUGUAGCGAGAAUCUGAACUCCCUUCAGGCCAUGAGGCAUUCUCCAUACUACAAAGAAUUCGAAGAAGAAGCCACAUCUUGGGAAGAUAAGCUGAACCGAGUCCAUGUUCUUUUCGAUGUCUGGAUCGAUGUCCAGCGACAAUGGGUCUACCUGGAAGGCGUCUUCACCGGCAAUGCUGACAUCAAGCAUCUUCUUCCUUUGGAAUCGGGCCGUUUCCAGAAUAUUAACUCCGAAUUCUUCACUGUCAUGAAGAAGGUGUACAAAUCUCCAUUCGUUUUGGAUAUUCUCGCAAUUGUUGACGUGCAGAAGUCCUUGGAGAGACUGGCUGAUUUGCUCAACAAAAUCCAAAAGGCCCUUGGUGAAUAUUUGGAGCGUGAGCGUGUCUCAUUCCCUCGCUUCUAUUUUGUUGGAGAUGAGGACUUGUUAGAGAUUAUUGGUAACAGCAAUGAUAUCUUCCGCGUUGCUAAGCAUUUCAAAAAGAUGUUUGCUGGAAUGUCAGGCCUUGUCAUGGAUGACGAUAACAAUAUUGUUGCAUUCACCUCCAAGGAGGGUGAAGAAGUCCGCCUGAAGAAAGAAGUCAACCUCCUCAAGACUCCUCGGAUCAAUGACUGGCUCUCCGCGCUAGAGAACAGCAUGAAGUUGACUCUGGCUGAGCUUCUUGGCGAGGCCGUUGAACAAUUUGGCGUCCUUUACCAUAGCAGCGAUGUGGACCGAACAGCUUUCAAUGACUACCUCUCUAACUACCCUGCUCAGAUUGUGGUCCUUGCCAGUCAGGUUACUUGGACCAAUGCAGUGCAACACUCGCUGGAAGAAGGAGGUGCAACUCUCCCCUCGUUGCACGGUUCCGAGGUUCGGAUUCUCGAGUUGCUGGCUGCCACGGUGCUUGGUGAACUCGACCCGAUCACUCGCAAGAAGUGUGAGCAUAUGAUCACCGAGUUCGUUCACCAGCGUGACUGCAUCUCCAAGCUCAUCAGUCUCAAUGCUACGACACCCACGCACUACCAUUGGCUCCUCCAGAUGCGUUAUGUCUUCAACGAUUCGGUCGAUUUCUUGGAGCGCCUGUAUGUCCACAUGGCCAACGCUAAGCUCGCCUACGGAUUUGAGUAUCUGGGUGUGCCUGAGCGCCUUGUUCGCACGCCUCUCACAGAUCGUUGUUUCCUCACCCUUACUCAAGCUCUUUGCCAGCGACUGGGUGGCUCACCCUAUGGUCCUGCUGGUACCGGAAAAACCGAGUCAGUCAAGGCAUUGGGUCUGCAACUCGGUCGUUUCACCCUUGUCUUCUGUUGUGACGACACAUUCGAUUUCCAAGCAAUGGGUCGGAUAUUCCUCGGUAUCUGCCAGGUUGGUGCGUGGGGUUGCUUUGACGAGUUCAAUCGUCUGGAAGAACGUAUCCUGUCAGCUGUCUCUCAGCAGAUUCAGAACAUUCAGAUUGGUCUGAAGACUGGCGGAGAUGGCGACAAGGCCCAAAUUGAACUCGUCGGAAGACGACUCGCUGUGAACUCCAACACCGGAAUUUUCAUUACCAUGAACCCUGGUUAUGCUGGUCGUUCCAAUUUGCCAGACAACUUGAAGAAGCUGUUCCGCAGCGUUGCCAUGUCCAAACCAGACAAGGAGCUAAUUGCGGAAGUGAUGCUUUUCUCCCAAGGUUUCAAGCAGGCUAAACCUCUCUCCAAGCAGACCGUUCCCUUCUUCGACCACUGUGCUUCCCGGCUCUCCAAGCAGGCUCAUUACGAUUUCGGUCUCCGUGCAUUGAAGAGUGUGCUUGUUAGCUCAGGUGGUCUUAAGCGCGCUCGUCUUGCCAACGCCGAGGGAGACCUAGGCCCCGAGGAUGUUAUUGAACCUCAAAUUAUUGUUCAAAGUCUCCGGGAGACAAUCGCUCCUAAGCUUAUCCGAGAGGAUGUGGAAAUCAUGUUGGACAUUCAGGUGAAAGACUUCCCUGGCGUGGAUUAUGUGCCCGCCAACUUCGAGAAACUCACCCAGGCGAUCCGUGAUAUUGCUACCAAAGAGCAACAUCUCGUCGACAGUGAGAUGUGGAUCACCAAGGCACUGCAGCUCUACCAAAUUCAAUGCAUCCACCAUGGUGUCAUGAUGGUCGGCAAGUCGGGAGCCGGUAAAUCGGCUGCCUGGAAGAUUCUACUGCAAGCCAUGCAGCGCAUUGAAGGCGUUGAGGGCGUCUCCCACAUCAUCGACUCCAAGGUCAUGUCUAAGGAGUCUCUCUAUGGUAACCUUGACAGCACUACCCGUGAAUGGACGGACGGUCUCUUCACUGGAAUUCUGAGAAAGAUCGUAGACAAUCUCCGAGGCGAGGACAGCAAACGUCACUGGAUCGUUUUCGACGGAGAUGUUGAUCCUGAGUGGGUUGAGAACCUGAACAGUGUUCUUGAUGACAACAAACUUCUCACUCUUCCCAACGGAGAACGUCUCAACCUACCUUCCAAUGUUCGCAUCAUGUUCGAAGUUGAAAGCUUGAAGUAUGCCACGCUUGCCACCGUCAGUCGUUGCGGUAUGGUGUGGUUCAAUGCCGACACUGUCACUCCAACCAUGAUGAUUUCCAACUAUGUCGAAAGCCUCAGGACAAAGACCUUCGAGGACCUGGAUGAAGACAGCGCACCUGCGGGAACUGCAGCACUCCGGACACAGGAUGCCCAGGACACAGUUGCAACAAUUCUCAAACAGUUCCUGGAGGUUGAUGACCUGGUUCUCAAAGCUUUGGAGGAAGCAAAGAAAUACAACCAUAUCAUGGAGUUUACGGAUAUCCGUGCUCUCAACACUCUCUUCAGCUUGUUGAACAAGGCCUGCCGAAACGUGCUCGAAUACAAUGUCCAGCAUCCAGACUUCCCUCUGGACCCUGAACAGAUCGAGUCCUAUAUGUCCAAGAAGCUUCUUCUCACACUGGUCUGGUCUCUUACCGGUGAUUGUCCACUAAGUGACCGCAAGAUGUUCGGCAAAUACAUCACUGGAAUGUCUACUAUCGAUCUUCCACCGGACGGCGAUUCAUCUCUUAUUGACUACGACGUCAGUCUUCCCAAGUCUGACUGGACUAGCUGGCAUUCACAGGUGCCCACAAUUGAUAUCAACACACAUUCCGUCACUCAAACCGACGUCAUUAUCCCCACGGUCGAUACUAUCCGCCACGAGGAUGUGCUGUACUCGUGGCUUGCUGAGCAUAAGCCCUUGUUGCUUUGUGGCCCUCCUGGAUCCGGUAAGACUAUGACAUUGUUCGCCGCGCUCCGAAAGCUCCCGAAUAUGGAGGUUGUUGGUCUCAACUUCUCGAGUGCCACCACACCUGACCUCCUGGUCAAGACCUUUGAACAGUACUGUGAGUACAAGAAGACUCUUAAUGGUGUGGUGAUGUCUCCGAACCAGAUCGGCCGCUGGCUUGUCAUUUUCUGUGACGAGAUCAAUCUUCCGGCCCCUGAUCGCUACGGCACUCAGCGCGCCAUCUCCUUCCUGCGCCAACUUGUGGAGCAGAAUGGCUUCUGGAGGACUACUGACAAGACCUGGGUUACUCUGGAUCGCAUUCAAUUUGUUGGUGCCUGUAACCCUCCUACGGAUGCUGGUCGUACGCCGAUGGCCGAGAGAUUCCUGCGUCAUGCGCCCCUGAUCAUGGUCGAUUACCCUGGCGAAAUCUCUCUCAACCAGAUUUAUGGCACAUUCAACUCUGCUGUGCUUAAGAUUCUUCCGUUGCUGCGUGGAUACUCCGAGGCCCUCACUAGGGCUAUGGUUCAGUUCUACCUGGAAUCCCAGACCCGCUUCACGCCCCAAAUUCAGCCCCACUACGUGUACUCGCCUCGUGAGCUCACCAGAUGGGUUCGUGGUCUGUACGAGGCCAUCAAGCCACUGGAAACUCUUUCUGUUGAAGGCCUGGUCCGCAUUUGGGCACACGAAGCCCUGCGGCUAUUCCAGGACAGACUCGUGGAUGAAGAUGAGAGAGCUUGGACAGCAGAUGCUGUACGCCGCAUUGCCUUGGAACAUUUCCCUACAAUUGAUGAACAAGAAGCACUGAAGGGUCCGAUCUUGUUCUCCAACUGGCUGUCUAAGAACUACGUGCCUGUUGAACAAGAGAGUCUGCGUGACUUCGUGAAGGCACGUCUAAGAACCUUCUGUGAAGAAGAGGUGGAUGUUCCACUUGUGUUGUUCAACGAUGUUCUUGAGCAUGCGCUACGCAUCGAUCGUGUCUUCCGUCAGCCUCAAGGUCAUCUUAUCCUCAUCGGUGUGAGCGGAAGUGGAAAGACAACUCUAUCUCGCUUCGUCGCUUGGAUGAAUGGUCUGAAGGUCUUCCAGAUCAAGGUACACGGAAAGUACUCUUCGGAAGACUUCGAUGAUGAUCUUCGCAGCGUUCUUCGCCGGGCAGGAUGCAAGGGUGAAAAGAUUUGUUUCAUUAUGGACGAGUCAAACGUCCUUGACUCUGGAUUCCUGGAACGCAUGAACACCUUGCUUGCAAACGCAGAAGUCCCUGGUCUCUUUGAGGGUGAUGAAUUCUCCUCGUUGAUGACUGCGUGUAAAGAAGGUGCCCAGCGUCAAGGCUUGCUCCUCGACUCGCAGGAGGAGCUGUACAAGUGGUUCACUUCGCAAAUUGUGAAGAACCUGCACGUUGUGUUUACCAUGAACCCGCCAGAGGAGGGCUUAUCUUCGAAGGCAGCCACCAGUCCCGCCUUGUUCAACCGUUGUGUCCUGAACUGGAUGGGUGACUGGUCUGACCAAGCCCUGUUCCAGGUCGGCUCCGAGCUCACUCAAUCGGUCGAUCUGGAUAAGCCAAACUUCAUCUCGCCUGAUAGCAUCCCAGUGGCGUACCGCGAGUUGGCUCUCCCGGCAUCACACAGAGACACUGUUGUCAAUUCCAUGGUGUAUAUUCACCACUCUUUACAUCGCUUCAAUGGGCGACUUCAGAAGCAACAGGGCCGGGUCACUUUCCUCACCCCUCGCCAUUAUCUCGACUUUGUGGCGCAGUACGUCAAGCUGUUUAACGAGAAGCGCGAGGAUCUUGAGGAACAACAGCGUCACUUGAACAUUGGUCUUGAAAAGCUUCACGACACCGUCGACAAAGUGAGCGACCUUCGAGCUAGUCUCGCACAAAAGAAAACACAGUUGGAGAGGAAGGACAUGGAGGCGAACGAGAAGCUGCAGCGUAUGGUUGCUGAUCAGCAGGAGGCAGAACAGCGGAAGCAGGUUUCAUUGGAAGUGCAGGCUGCAUUGGAGAUACAAGAGAAGGAAGUGGCAACUCGGAAAGAAGUUGUCCUGCACGAUCUGGCCCGGGCCGAGCCCGCUGUGCUGGAAGCCCAGAAGAGUGUCAGCAACAUUAAGCGUCAACACCUCACAGAAGUUCGGUCAAUGGGUAACCCUCCGGCCAGUGUCCGACUUGCCCUGGAAGCCGUAUGCACACUCCUCGGUCACACCGUCGACAGUUGGAAGACAAUCCAAGGUCUCAUUCGUCGGGAUGAUUUCAUUGCCAGUAUCGUCAACUACGAUAAUGAGCGCCAGAUGACGCGCAGGCACCGUACCAAGAUGCAGAAUGAGUUCCUCUCGAAGGAAGAUUUCACAUAUGAGCGAGUCAACCGCGCCAGUAAGGCCUGUGGUCCACUGGUGCAAUGGGUCGAAGCCCAGGUAAAUUACUCUGCAAUCCUCGACCGCGUUGGCCCUCUACGUGACGAGGUGGAUCAACUCGAGGAGCAAGCCCUGCAAACCAAGGCCGAGGCUCAGGCCAUCGAAAAUACCAUCAACGACCUCGAACGCAGCAUCGCUACCUACAAGGCCGAGUACGCGGCCCUUAUCAGUGAGACGCAAGCGAUCAAGACCGAGAUGAAUCGCGUUCAAUUCAAGGUCGACCGUAGUGUUCGUUUGCUUGACAGUUUGUCAUCUGAGCGUGAGCGCUGGGAAGAUGGAAGCAAGUCAUUCGAAACCCAGAUCAGCACCCUUGUUGGCGAUGUCCUCAUUGCGGCUGCAUUCCUUGCAUAUGCUGGUCUUUACGAUCAGCAAUUCCGUAAAGCAAUGGCUGAGGACUGGGUCCACCAACUGGGGGCCUCUGGCAUUGACUUCAAGCCUCAUAACCCUAUCACGGAAUACUUGUCCAAUGCCGAUGAGCGUCUGACCUGGCAGAGUCAUUCUCUUCCCGUUGAUGACCUUUGCACAGAGAACGCCAUCAUCCUCAAGAGAUUCAACAGAUACCCACUUAUUGUUGAUCCGUCUGGCCGUAUUACAGAAUUCUUACAGAAGGAAAGCAAAGACCGCAAGCUUACUGUCACGAGCUUCUUGGACGAUUCCUUUGUCAAGCAAUUGGAGAGCGCGUUGCGUUUCGGAAACCCCAUUCUUAUCCAGGAUGCCGAGCACCUGGACCCUAUUCUCAAUCACGUUCUCAAUAAGGAAUACCAAAAGACUGGUGGUCGUGUCCUCAUUCAAUUGGGCAAGCAAGAAAUCGAUUUCUCGCCAUCCUUCAAGCUCUUCCUAUCGACCCGGGAUCCAUCUGCCUCGUUCCCGCCAGAUAUUUGCAGUCGUACAACCUUCGUCAACUUCACUGUCACCCAAAGCAGCUUGCAAACACAGUCAUUGAAUGAUGUCCUCAAAUUCGAGCGGCCCGAUGUCGAUGAGCGUCGCAACAAUCUCGUCAAGAUGCAAGGAGAGUUCAAGGUCCACCUUCGACAACUUGAGAAACGUCUUUUGCAAGCUCUCAACGAGUCCCGUGGUAACAUUCUCGAUGAUGACAAUGUCAUUGAAACUCUUGAAACUCUCAAGAAGGAGGCUGCCGAUAUUUCUCUCAAAAUGGACCAGACCGAAGGCGUUAUGCUCGAGGUGGAUAACGUUACUCAGAACUACAGCAUCAUUGCCCGUUCGUGCAGCGCCGUCUUUGCGGUUCUGGAACAGCUUCACCACCUCAACCACUUCUACCAGUUCUCUCUGCAGUAUUUUGUCGAUAUUUUCAACUCUGUUCUCUACCAGAACAAACGUCUUGCCCAGGAGAAGGAUCAUUCUGCACGUGUCCAGAUUAUUGUCAGGGACUUGUUUAUCAACACCUACAAGCGAACCUCGCUAGGUCUCGUUCAGAAGGAUCGCAUCACCCUUGCCAUCCUACUUGCUCAAGCUACUCCAUUCCCCAUGGACAGGACCAUUCUCGACCGCGUCCUAGAUGAGACAGUAGUGGAUACGGAUCUUUCAACUGCCGUGGACGCCCGCGACCAAGUGAUGACGAAGUUGGCCAACAUGUCCCUCUUCAAAGACCAUCUUUCGAAUAUCACCCAAGAACAGUGGGAUCGCUUCUUCGACGAGGAGCUUGCAGAGAACGUCGUUCCCGUUAUGUGGGACGAGAGUGUAUCUCAACUCGACCAGCUCCUUCGGUCUUUGCUCCUUGUCAAGAUCUGCCGCAUGGACCGAUUUGUGCCUAGCGCUGAGCGCUUCAUCGAGGCCGUGUUCGGCCGCGAGCUCUUCGAGGGUGGUGCCGACCUCAAAGAUGUAGUUGACCAAGUCACUGCAACCAGACCCAUCGCGCUCAGCUCCAGCCCUGGCUUCGAUGCCAGUUACAAGGUCGAUGCUCUGGUCGAAGCCACACGCGCAACCUGUGCCAACAUCGCCAUGGGAUCCAACGAAGGUCUCGAAAGCGCCGACAAGGCCAUCAGCAACGCAGCUGCAGUCGGUAACUGGGUUCUGGUCAAGAACGUCCAUCUGGCGCCUGCUUGGCUGCAGAGUCUUGAAAAGAGACUGGAUUCCCUCAAGCCACACAAGGAAUUCCGCCUCUUCUUGUCUAUGGAAUCCAGCCCUAAGAUCCCAGUCAAUUUGAUCCGCGCCUCGCGUGUGCUGAUGUACGAACAGCCAGCGGGUGUGCGUGCAAACAUGAAGGAUUCCCUCUCUUCUUUGAGCGUCAGAGCCAGCAAGGCUCCCGUCGAAAAAGCCCGUGUCUACCUCUUGCUCUGCUUCCUGCACGCCGUCGUCCAGGAAAGACUUCGCUACGCACCAAGUCUUGGAUGGAAGGGAUUCUGGGAAUUCAAUGACAGCGACUACGAAUGCUCAGCCUUCAUCAUCGACCACUGGGUCGAUUCAGUAUCCCAAGGCCGUUCCAACGUUGCUCCACAGAAGAUUCCAUGGGAGAUGAUCCGCACUCUUGUCGCAGAGAUGUACGGUGGUAAAAUCGACGAUGCGGGCGAUUACCAGCAGCUCGAGAACCUGGUCAAUAGCUUCCUUACACCCGCCGCCUUUGAAGACGGAUACAAGCUCGUCUCCGGUGUCGAGAACGAUAACCUUUUGUCUCUGCCGGAGACCACUAGUAUGCGCGACUUCGUCGCAUGGGUUAACAACCUGCCCGAGCGUGAACCCCCUACCUACUUGGGUCUCCCUGCCAAUGCCGAGAAACUCUUGCUGGUCGGCCAUGGCCGUAAGAUGAUUUCUGAUCUCUCGCGGGUUACGACUCUGCUUGAUGAAGGAGAGCAGUUGAUGGUCGAUAACUGA